Messenger RNA from Ectocarpus sp. CCAP 1310/34, 1591 nucleotides. Lineage: Eukaryota; Phaeophyceae; Ectocarpales; Ectocarpaceae. The record is from the annotation of a GenBank genome assembly.
CCUUGCUCUUUUUUGUUGUUUUGGGAGAGAAGGGAGGACGAGCACACCCACAGCAACAUGUGGAACCCGUGUUAUCACAGCCUCGGCUUGGCGUCACCACUGCUACUAUGCCUUCAAGGGAAAAUAAUGCGACCCUUCCCAAAGCAAGCAACCCAGGUGAAGAUUCAUGCUUCGAAUGCAACAUUUGCCUGGAUGGAGUAAGGGAGCCCGUGGUGACGCGAUGUGGCCAUCUGUUUUGCUGGCCGUGCUUGUAUCGGUGGCUCAACACCAACCAAACGGAAUGUCCGGUGUGCAAGGCCGGGGUCACAGCCAGCAACGUCGUUCCUAUUUACGGCAGAGGGGCGGAAGGCGUCGAUCCGAGGACAAUACGCACCGAACGUAAUGGUGUUCCAAGUCGGCCGGAAGCAGAACGUCCACAGGCAGCAAGACUGAGGCACGCCAACGCCUUCACAGGUGGUUUUGAUGUUGGAGGGGGAGGUGGAGCUGGCGCAACAGGCGUAGAUGGUGUUGGGAAUGGUGUCGCCGGCGGGCAUGUGCACUUCCAGGCUGGUCUUGGAUUCUUCCCUUCAUUGUUCGGACUUCAGUUUCAAAGCUUUACGUCACCAGCACGACCUGCCAGUGCUAGAGCAGGCGACGACGAGGUGGCGGAGAUAGUGGAUGGGAGUGCCGCGGUUCAAGUGAACAGAGGACCUAGCCGGGGGGCGGGGGCGGUAGAGGAGGCACAGCAGGCGUUCUUAUCUCGACUAUUGCUUGUGUUGGGGUCUUUUGUCGUUUUAUGCCUUGUCUUGUUCUAGGCACUUGGUGUUCUGUUGUUUCGCGUGCACGUAAUCCAACGCCCUGUGAAUUACUCCGCCUCUGGAAGGUUUGAAAAUCCAACCGCGUGGGUAUGGGUUUCUAAUAGCAGUUGCGUGGGUGGAAGUGUAGGGCAGCUGCAGCAGUAGUAAAACAUACGUGGGCUGCGCGAUGGGUGUCGAGAUUAACCUUGGAAGAAAAUAUCUCUGGACCUACGACCCGGCGAGUCAAUCAACUUGACGCCUCUGUUUGUGUUUAGGUGUCAAAACGCAAUAAAUAAAAUAUCUGCGCAAACGACCACGCAACGAGCGUGGACGUGCAAUCAUCACGGCUGCACAGAACUGGUCGUAGUCGCGUGAUACUUCUGAGCACGAGCAACAGAAGAGUUGGGGUUUGUUAGCGCUACAGUAUCCUGAAAAAAGUACUGAUCAAAUCCUGUUCUGAAGCUUGGGCCUCCACGUUUUGUCGCAGACCCUCUCAUUCCGAUUCCUUCACCCUUGCCCGGCUGUCUCAAUAGCCGAUCUCGACCUAUGGCACACGGCUCGCCACAUGUCGAGUAUGCCUCGAUAGGGCAUCCCAAAUCAUAGCCAGUCACCAAGUGUGCAGUGGUGUGCAUGAGAGUGUGUGCGGUCAUGUGCGACCAUCGGCCUUUUUUCUCUCUCGGCUUCACUGGUUCGCCGUCGUCCUGUCCUCGCGGCUCUUUUUGGAAGAUUGGUGGGAUGGCACACUCGCUUCACGCGGCUUACGGUUCUCGCAAGUGUUUCUUUUUGUCGAAAGGUUUCUGGUGUUUACACCCGCA